CAUGUUGUUAUUGUCACAGCAUCCCCUGUCAUGCUAUUCUUUCUACCAAAACCUAUUAAUCCUUCGGCACAACGAGAGACGCCGCACACUUGACAUUAGGACAGCCCUAAACAGAAAGUACUUCCGGGUCAAGAAAAAGUCUGCGUUUAAUCGGAUGAUAGUGCUAUUUGCCUAAUCUGGAACGUUACAGAACGCCUCGUUGCAAGAAAAUAUUGUAUUAAUCGAACUGUUUUACAAGGACAUGCAAUCGGCACCGUUUUAGCUUGUUUUACAAGAUAUAGCUAGCCUAGCAAUCCGGCGAGUGUCUCUGACGUUAUUAAGGCGUCACCGAGCAGCUUCCGGGUUCGGCGUCGCUGUUUGUUUUUGCUUCGUGUGGUUCGGCUGUAUGCUGCAGGUUCGGCACGAAAACCUGUACGACGUUUGGUAAACGCGGCGGCUGUUUUCCCGACCCAGGACAGGCCUGCUGCAGGAGGCUUUGUUUUUCAUCACGCACAGACUAGUCUAGCGCUCUGUCGUCUUUCGGUAGUCCGGCAUGUCAGUCGGCUGCGGUCGAGGUGGGCCAGUUCGUUAGCGGAUUGGUACUCGUCCCCGGCCCCGCCUUUUGGGUUCAGGUUUGUCUGGAAGUUGCUCCGGCUUGUUGUAGGGCGAUCAUACUCGAUGGUGUAACCCCCUUGUUCGCUGGAGUUGACAGCCCCCCUAUUGUCAUGGCUUGAGAGAUGGGACUCCCUACACCGAUCCUCGAACCCGACGUCCCCAUGGUGCUGCGCAGGCUUCUCAGGAAGCGCUGGGUCUUGGCCGUCGUCUUCGGACUGUCCCUUAUCUACUUCCUGACCAGCACCCUGAAACAGGAGGAGAGGACCGUGCGUGAUCGGACCCUUCUGCAGGCGAGGGACCCCGAGCACCGCAUCCCCUGGAAAGUCCGCUUCGACCUCGGUAACAGCAGCAGGCAGAUAACGCAGUGCCGAAACUCGAUCCAGGGCAAGACCCUAAUAACGGACGAGCUGGGUUACGUCUGCGAGAGGAUCAACCUGCUGGUGAACGGCUGCUGCGACAUCAAUACACCCAGCUCUCGGCAGUUUGUCUGCGACACCUGCCUGCUAGGGGGCUGCUGCAGCGUCUACGAGUACUGCGUCUCCUGCUGCCUGCAGCCCGACAAGAAACUUCUGCUGGAGCGGUUCCUCAACAGAGCAGCCGAGAGUUUCCAGAACCUCUUCACUGCGGUGGAGGAUCACUUUGAGCUGUGUCUGGCAAAAUGCCGCACCUCUUCACAGAGUGUCCAGCAUGAAAACACCUACCGCAAUCCACAGGCCAAGUUCUGCUACGGGGAAAGUCCUCCUGAACUCGCACCGAUCUAAUCUCAAGUGUCCCGUCCUCCCUGAAGUUGGGGAUGGGGGGCGCCGAGUGUCCUGGUGAAGGUUGUGUGACAUGAUGAGGACGAAAUUACCUCCCAUCUGUCAUGGCAGCAACGCAAUGGAUAACAUCCUCACCUGCUCUGCUAUGGCAGAUGGUUUAAAUUACACUUCAUAAGUGCAAAGAAUACAACGUUAUCUCAUCAAUGAUGAUUAUAAGGUUCCACUGGCUUCUCCAUAUCUCUCUUCAUAUCUUCAACAUCAGGCAGAAAAAGCUGACACGUCCACCAGCCUGACACGAGAAAGUCAUUUCUCCGAAGACUGCAUUGCCAUACACUGCUUUUUGGGUGACUGCUCAGUUAUUAGUAAUAUGAUAUUCUGCUUUACAUAUAGUGUCAAAUGCGGAAUGGAAAAGUUGCUUAAACGUCACAUUUACUCUCUGCUUACUGUUUUGUAGUUUUGGUGUUUCGGAUGGAAAAAAGGUUUGUUCUGUACGUUCUUAACAUUUAAUCAAUAACAAUAUGAUAAGACCUCCAAAACGUCCUUUGAUUUUCCUUCUUUCCUAGCAUAUUCCUAUUCAGUCACUGUGAAGCAGGUGUACCAAGUCACCUCCAAAUGAGUUUAUUGGUAUCAGGACCCCCCCACAUUUCUAAGUGUAGACUGUUGAAUGGUCCCAGAUCAGGUUUAUUCUGUAAAAUUAAUUUCGUAAACUUAAUUCUCUGUAUGUCCCUCUGAGCAUUCCCUGGGCAGUAACCUUAAAAACAAUAAAGAAAUGUGGGAAAUACA
This is a messenger RNA of Paramormyrops kingsleyae, 2135 nucleotides long. It is a transcript of the gene spring1, whose product is annotated as SREBF pathway regulator in golgi 1. The record is from RefSeq and is a predicted model, not a curated record. Gene Ontology annotation, biological process: positive regulation of SREBP signaling pathway. Lineage: Eukaryota; Metazoa; Chordata; Actinopteri; Osteoglossiformes; Mormyridae.